AUCUGCUGUCAGCGGUCAUGUGACCAGCUGGUUAGCCCUGGUCCUUUGCUUCCAUGCUGCUUCCUACUGCAGCUGCCUGACUUCAUGCCUGUUUUGGAGGCAGUUUGACAUUCGCAGAUCUUUUUUAAUCCGUGAGAAGGCUGCGUGUUUGACAGAGAUGAACAGUGAAAACUUGAGCCUGAGUGAGAAGAUAGUGUCUCCGUCGUACAUUCGACAGGGUUCUCAGGCACGUCGUAGCCAUGAGCAGCUCAUCAGACACCUACUGGAACAGGGUAAGUGUCCAGAGGAAGGAUGGAGCGAGAGCACCGUCGAGCUCUUUCUGAACGAGCUGGCUGUGAUGGACAGCAAUAACUUCCUCGGCAACUGUGGUGUCGGAGAGAGGGAAGGCCGGGUGGCGUCCAGCCUUGUGGCAAGACGACAUUACAGGUUGAUCCAUGGCAUCGGCAGGUCAGGUGACAUCGCUGCCAUUCAGCCUAAAGCUGCAGGAUCCAGUCUCCUCAACAAACUGACCAACUCAGUUGCGCUGGACAUCUUAAGACUUGCAGGCGUCCGGAGUGUGGCGAGCUGCUUUGUGGUUCCCAUGGCGACAGGAAUGAGCUUGACUCUGUGCUUCCUGACCCUCCGUCAUCGGAGACCCAAGGCUCGCUACAUCAUCUGGCCUCGCAUCGACCAGAAGUCCUGCUUCAAAUCCAUGAUCACAGCAGGCUUUGAACCUGUAGUCGUGGAGAACAUUCUCGAGGGCGAUGAGUUGCGGACGGACUUGGAAGCCGUUGAACGCAAGAUCGAGGAGCUCGGAGCCGAGAACAUCCUGUGUGUUCAUUCGACGACAUCCUGCUUCGCCCCGCGGGUCCCUGACAGGCUGGAGGAGCUGGCUGCUGUGUGCACCAAACACAACAUUCCCCACAUUGUCAACAACGCAUACGGAGUACAGUCGUCCAAAUGCAUGCACCUCAUACAGCAGGGGGCUCGUGUGGGAAGAAUUGAUGCCUUUGUACAGAGCUUGGACAAGAACUUCAUGGUUCCAGUAGGUGGUGCUAUAAUUGCAGGUUUUGAUGAGUCCUUUGUACAGGAGAUAAGCAAGAUGUACCCCGGGCGAGCGUCGGCUUCACCCUCCCUUGACGUCCUCAUCACCCUUCUCACUCUGGGUGCCAACGGCUAUAAGAAAUACCUGUCACAGAGAAAGGAGAUUUAUUCGUUUCUGGCUCAGGAGCUGAAGAGUCUGGCUUCUGCACACGGCGAGAGAUUGCUUCACACCCCACAUAACCCCAUUUCACUGGCCAUGUCUCUGGAUGGUCUCCAGGCCGAGAGCGACAAGGCGGUGACUCAGCUCGGCUCCAUGUUGUUCACCCGACAAGUGUCAGGAGCCAGGGUAAUUCCACUGGGCAAAGAGCAGACCAUAAAUGGACACACAUUCCGCGGGUUUAUGUCUCAUUCAGAGUCAUACCCGUGUCCUUACCUCAAUGCUGCCUCGGCUGUUGGUAUCACUCGAGAAGAUGUGACACUGUGCAUGAAGAGGCUUGACAAAUGCCUGAAGACUCUGAAGAAAGAAGGAAAUGCUGUGAAAAAUGGUUCCCCAUCGAACCAGGACGAACCUGGGGAAUAACUUAACUGAAAUAGGAAAAACUGGACCGUCUGCUGCUGGAACUUUCUUCUGUCCUGAUUUGGACUGUGUGUACACAUUCUGGAAGACGCUUUCUGACAGAUUACCGGUCCAGACAUUGUAAUAAGGUCAAUGCCUGGUGACAGCUGGCGGUGAAACUGCAUGCAGAUGUUCAUUACAAAUGAAAAUGACACAAGCUGAUGUCACUGAUUAAUUCCCUCCUCUGUGAAGGUGUGCUAAUUAGUAAAUAUGAGGACAAAACCUGCAUGCAAAUGCUGCUUAGGAGCAUAUGCUCAUAAAACACUGAUUUAAAGUUAGUGUCUGCAGAGGCUGUUGAUGUAUUGUUGACUAUGUUUAAAAAAAAAAAAAAAAAAAAAAGCUUUACUUAAUUGUAUUCCAAAUAGAUUAUUAAAAAAAUUCAUUUUUUAAAAUUAAAGCCUUUUCAUCUCUUAAAAGUGCCGUCAA
Molecule: messenger RNA, 2065 nt
Organism: Acanthochromis polyacanthus (spiny chromis)
Lineage: Eukaryota; Metazoa; Chordata; Actinopteri; Pomacentridae
Gene: sepsecs
Product: Sep (O-phosphoserine) tRNA:Sec (selenocysteine) tRNA synthase
Exons: 12
Coding region: 158-1603 (481 amino acids)
Biological process (GO): conversion of seryl-tRNAsec to selenocys-tRNAsec; selenocysteine incorporation
Molecular function (GO): tRNA binding; O-phosphoseryl-tRNA(Sec) selenium transferase activity
Source: RefSeq, a predicted model, not a curated record